Messenger RNA from Bombyx mandarina (wild silkworm), 5536 nucleotides. RefSeq lists its product as uncharacterized. The record is from RefSeq and is a predicted model, not a curated record. NCBI's taxonomy places the organism in Eukaryota, Metazoa, Arthropoda, Insecta, Lepidoptera, Bombycidae.
AACAAUACCAAACACCUAUAACAUGAGUACAAAGUGUAUUAAAAGUGAAACAAACACAUAAAUCUUUGUCUUGCGUAAACAAGUUGAAAAACAAUAGAAUAAUACUGUCAAUUAACUAUGUCGUACCACGUUCUACGUAUUUUUUUUUCUUUUAUGUUUGACUAAAACUAAAAGAAGAGGCCCAAAUUCAUUUGUGACGUAUUUCAAAAUGUAACAUGUGAACAAAUCAAAAACGCCACAAACGUUAUAAUACACAAUAAGGUCGUGUCAUUGUGUGAACAGCUUUUCAGCGGGCUUUAUUUACUUUGGAAUAUACUGCUUUAACAAGAGCCCUGGGCUCGGGAAUUAACAGUGUUGUGUGAAAUAUCGCCGAUGUAGCCAAAACUAUGGAAUACAAAGUGAAUUUAAUAUUCCUUGUGGUAUUUAGCUCUAAAAUUGUUGUAUCUAUUCCUUAUAAUGAGGAAAAUGUGAGACAAAGAGCAUACCCUGCUAUCAAUUGGCCAUCAAACCUUCAAGCGAGGGAAAAUCAAAAUUUUGCACCACCUCAAAAUUUUCAUGCCCCUGUAUAUCAAAAACCUUAUUAUCAAGAAAUGGCGCAACGUAGAAUAAAUUCUCCCAAUGAAGAAUUCCGUGCACCACCACUUGCCGCAUUGCCGAAAGCGUCUGAAACUCCAACGGGAUAUAGAGUUACUGGUACGAGAAAUGAUCAGAAUUAUUAUCAAAACAACGGACAAAAUGGAUUAAGGCAAUUUCAACAAAUCAAUGUACCCCCAGUCAGACAAAAUCCCGUUAUUGAGCAGACUUAUUUUCAACCGAUUCGGGAACCUUUAACUUCAGUUUCACAAAAUGGAAAUCCACAGGGGCAAUACCCUAGAUCGGUCCUUCCCAAUUACUAUAAUCAACAACCCCUACCUCGACUUCAAGCGUCACAAUUUAGAUCAAAUUACAUGAAUGUUCCUAAUGCAGAAGUACAGCGACCGUGGGUACAAAACAUGCGCGGGGCUUAUGACAAUAAAACCCAAUAUCUAAGUAAUGAACCUUCAGUAAAUCCUAAAGAAAUAGCCAGGAGCACUAUUGAGUUCACACAAAAUAAAUAUCAAUCCCCAAUGGAACACCUACCUCGAAUUGUAAACGGAAAUCUAGCAACAAACUCACAGAUGAAUGCUGGAUAUAUACCUGGAGAUAAUAGACUCCCAGAAAUGCGGAAUAGAUUGGCGACUGGAACAAAUACUAAUUUGGAUACAAAUCAUAAAACGUUUAUGAUAGAUAACCCUAGAGGAAAUGUAGAACUGGUAGGGAACUUGAGACCACAUGAAAAUAAGAACAAUGUUUUGGUAAAUGCGAAAGACAUCCUGGGAAAGACAAAUGAAGGCGAAUCACAUCCAACUUUCAGGCCUCAAGUGAUCAACCAGCCUCAAGUGGUAUCAUCAACUACUGGCACAGAUAUUUUUCUGCAUAAUGAUGUGCAAGACACCGUUGGCAAUACUGUACUUAACGCGAAAUCAGUACCAUACAAUAAACCUUUAUUACAAGAAAAUGCGGUUCAAAAUCCUGCUGUUCUAGAUUCAAUUUCAAGUUACAGAAGCCAACCACGGGUGAAGUCAUCAAAUACAAAAUUUUUGCUACGUGAUGAUUUACAAGACACUGUUCCCAAUACUGCGCUUAAUACUGCUUAUACGAAAUCAGUACCAGAUAAUAAGCCUUUGGUGCAAGAAACUGUGGUUCUGAAUCCUGCUGCUGUGGAUACGAUUCCAAGUCACAAAGAGCAGCCCCAAGUAAUAUCAACUAUUCAAACAGAAAUUUCACGGGGCGAUCGUCUAGAAGAUACGGCUCCCAAUACUGCAUUUAAUACGAAAUCAGUACCAUACAAUAAGCCUUUGGUACAAGAAGAGGCAAUUCCAAGUUUUUCUGCUCUAGAUUCGGAUCCAAGUCAUAGAAAUCAGCCUCGGGUAACGUCAUCAAUUGCCGACACAAAAAACAUGCUACGCCAUGAGUUACAAGUUCCCAAUACUGCAUUUAAUAUAAAAUCAGUACCAGACAAUAGACCCUUAGUACAAGAAACUGAGGUUCUGAAUCCUACUGUUGUAGAUAUUAUUCCAAGACACAAAGAGCAGCCUCAAAUAAUACCAACUAUUGAAACAGAAAUUUCACGGGGCGUUCGUCUAGAAGAUACGGCUCCAAAUACUGCAUUUAAUAUGAAAUUAAUACCAUACAAUAAGCCGUUGGUACAAGAAGAGGGAAUUUCAAGUUUUUCUGAUCUAGAUUCGGAUCCAAGUCAUAGAAAUCAGCCUCGGGUGACGUCAUCAAUUGCCGACACAAAAAACUUGUUACGUCAUGAGUUACAAGAUGAGGCUCCCAAUACUGCAUUUAAUAUAAAAUCAGUACCAGACAAUAGACCUUUAGUACAAGAAACUGUGGUUCUGAAUCCUGCUGUUGUAGAUAUCAUUCCAAGACACAAAGAGCAGCCCCAAGUAAUAUCAACUAUUGAAACAGAAAUUUCACGGGGUGAUCGUCGAGAAGAUUCGUUUCCCAAUACUGCAUUUAAUAUAAAAUCAGUACCAGAUAAUAGACCUUUAGUACAAGAAACUGUGGUUCUGAAUCCUGCUGUUGUAGAUAUUAUUCCAAGACACAAAGAACAGCCUCAAAUAAUACCAACUAUUGAAACAGAAAUUUCACGGGGCGUUCGUCUAGAAGAUACGGCUCCAAAUAAUGCAUUUAAUACGAAAUCAGUACCAUAUAAUAAGCCGUUGGUACAAGAAGAGGCAAUUUCAAGUUUUUCUGCUCUAGAUUCGGAUCCAAGUCAUAGAAAUCAGCCUCGGGUGACGUCAUCAAUUGCCGACACAAAAAACUUGGUACGCCAUGAGUUACAUGAUAAGGCUCCCAAUACUGCAUUUAAUAUAAAAUCAGUACCAGAUAGUAGGCCUUUAAUACAAGAAACUGUGGUUCUGAAUCCUGCUGUUGUAGAUAUCAUUCCAAGACACAAAGAGCAGCCCCAAGUAAUAUCAACUAUUGAAACAGAAAUUUCACGGGGUGAUCGUCGAGAAGAUUCGUUUCCCAAUACUGCAUUUAAUACAAAAUCUGUACCAUACAAUAAGCCUUUGGUACAAGAAGAGGCAAUUCCAAGUUUUUCUGCUCUAGAUUCGGAUCUAAGUCAUAAAAAUCAGCCUCGGGCGACGUCAUCAAUUGCCGACACAAAAAACUUGGUACGCCAUGAGUUACAAGAUGAGGCUUCCAAUACUGCAUUUAAUAUAAAAUCAGUACCAGAUAAUAGGCCUUUAGUACAAGAAAAUAUGGGUGUAAAUUCUGCUACUUUAGAUACAAUUCCAAGACAUAGAGAGCAGCCCCAAGUAAUAUCAACUAUUGAAACAGAAAUUUCACGGGGCGUUCGUCUAGAAGAUACGGCUCCAAAUACUGCAUUUAAUAUGAAAUCAGUACCAUACAAUAAGCCGUUAGUACAAGAAGAUCCAUCUGCAGUUGAUAAUUUCCCACAGAAAGCUCCUCAUGUAAGCUUGUUUAGUACAGAAGCCCAUCAACUUAAUAAGGAGGUAAUGCCUAAUAUGCGGAUUUCGGCACAAGACAAUGAACACGACAAACCGAAAUCUAUUUUUGAUGAAUCUAUUAUUCCCGUUGCUGCAACAGAGAAAUCUAUCGAAACUAGUACAUUGUCCACGAAUUAUGUUACUAAGAACAAUAGUGAACACAAUUCAAAUCCAGAGGAUUAUAAUCCAAGUGAAUUUUUAAGACAAAACAUAUCUUUCGAUAAAUAUAAAUCUCAAGCAAAAACGGUUAAUUUACAAAAUGAGACAACCACAACUGAUACACCAAGUGACACGGGUCGACCAGUUGUAAAGCAUCAUCAUCAUCAUAGUUCAGUAGGUCGCGAAAUCUUAGAUUCCGUUUUGGAUGAUAAUAUAUUUAAUCAACCUAGUUCUCCUAUGGAGAAGUCCUUAGAAAAAGCUACUUUCGAUGAACCGCUGAAUGAACCACUUAUUCCAAACAACGACCACUUAACACCAGAACCCUGGUACUUAAACUCUGAGCCGCUUAGAAGCAGUAAUAUCACUGAAGAAGAUCACUUUUCAAACAAUAAAACAAAAAUGUUCCCCGAAGAAACUACAUUUACAUUUAGUACAGUUCCAGAAAUAAAAGAAGCGAAAGAUAUAGAAAAUGAAAAACCUGUUGAAGUUAUAGAAAAAAAAGAUUUUUUCGUUAAUGAGGCUAAUUGGUUUAGAGAACAAAGUGAAGAUGGUGCUACAAAUAGUAAUGUGGUAUCUCCGCUUACAAGUGACGAAGACAAAGAAAGGGAAAACGUACAGAGCACCACAGUGAGUUCACUGUUAAGUCCAUUGAACAACAAGAAAAAUGAUACUUCAAAGCCGAGUGUUGCUGAAAGUUAUGUAGCGCCAACAAUUAGUUCAUUACACAAUCAUUCCACAGUUGAAGAUAAUCGACAAACUGAAAGUACUGAAACUCUUACUGUAGAUGCCAGAAACGAUGAUAUUCUUGAUCUUUUGUCUAGUAAAACUGAUAAUUCUGAAGAUCAAUUGAAUAUUAUUCUGACUGAUAGUACUGAAAAUAUAUUGAAUGAAAUUAAAUACAUUGAUUCAAUGAAUCCAUUGUCAGAAAAUAAUAACAUUGCUAAUGAGCCCAUAAAUUUAGAGGACGAUCAAAUGAAUUUUGAUGAUGUGGCUAUUUUAUUUAAUACGGACAGUAUGACUACUGUUAGUACAGAGAGUCUUGAUGAAGACGUAGACGUAUUCUCUCAGGAAGCUAAAGCUAUCGACAACGAAGAAAUACCCAAUCCAUUCAUUGGCAGUGAUGAAACCUUUAAUAUUUUUAACGAGAAUAACGCAAACGGAAAUAAUAGAAAACCUUUCGUUUUGACGUUGGACACUCAGGAUGAAGUUUAUCCAGAUGUAAGGGAGAGGAUUGUGAAUCCCACUGUAAUCCAAUCCAGUAUAAAAGGCGACGAAGAAGAUCAAACGAUUACUUCAAAUACGAAACCGGAUACGCUUCCGGAUAUUUUCACUUUAAACGAUGAUGCAGUCGCGAAUCCUGCUGACAAUAACACCGUUAUGUUCAAAGUCGAUGCUGACUUCUGGCAGAAGAUAAAAAACGGGAACAUCACGUACGAUGUCGUGUAUUUGUUUCAAGCUCAUGAUCAGCCUGUUGUUGAAAAGGAAACACAGACGAUCAUUUAUCCGAAUGGCACUAUAGUUCAGCAGUAUGUUGAAAAGACUUGGAAGAAACAAGGAGUUCAAUUGUUUCAGAUACCCAACCGAUAAUUGUUCAAAAAACAAAAAUAUUCCAUCCCGACGGUCGGAUUGUUGAAGAGCCCGUUGUCGUUUUGCCUCCAAAUUAACUUAAUAAUUAAAUAAUAAUUAAUGUUUUUUUUUUUUCAAAUUAAGUAAGAAUUAAGAAGGUUUCACUUAAUUUUGUUUCCGGUGUAUAUUGGUCCGAAACAGAUCUUUUAAAGUGAUAAGAACGCCAAUACCUCGAACUGAGUAGUGUGCCGUAUUUUGGUGUACGAUAAUGU